GCUGCCAUCAUAGCUAAAGUUAAUAAAACAGUUUUAACUUGUUUUCAUAUACAUUUGAUAUAUUUUAAAAAUGUGUUCGACCCGAGUAGACAUGGGCUUUUGAAACAAAAUUUAAUAUAAUUACAGUUUGGAGUGUUCAAUAUUUAUUAUCUACUUUUACACAACGUUUAUAAUUUCUUCAAAAUUUCUGGAAUAGACAUAUGUUUUUUCAACUCUAUAUAACCGUACCAUCAAAUUCAAGUGUAGCGAGUAAAUCAAACACAAAGCUGGUACAAAAAAUAGUUUACAUAGUAGAUACGGCUGGGAUUCCACUAUAAAAAUGACCAGUUAUGCGGGCAGUCGCCAGGUGACCACACGCAGCUCGGACAUUGAUGCAUUGGCUCAGCGUGGAUACAACAUUGGACACAAGAUCGGUGAGGGUUCGUAUGCGACUGUUAUCACCGCUGGCUAUGCGGACGAGAGUGGACAUGGCGUGAAUCUAGCGUGUAAGAUUAUUGAUAAGGCAAAGGCGCCCACCGAUUUCGUGCACAAGUUCUUUCCACGCGAGCUGGAAAUCUUGACGAAACUGGAUCAUCCCCAUAUCAUACAGAUACAUAGCAUUCUGCAGCGCGGCCCAAAGAUCUUCAUAUUCAUGCGCUAUGCCGAGAAGGGCGAUAUGUUGUCGCACAUUAAGAAGUCCGGCCCCAUCGAUGAGACACAGUCGAAGGUGUGGUUCUUUCAGAUGGCGAAAGCUCUAAAAUACCUGCACUCCCAUGAUAUCGCCCAUCGUGAUCUCAAGUGCGAGAAUAUUCUACUUUCCAAGCGUCUCAAUGUUAAAUUGGCUGAUUUUGGUUUUGCUCGAUAUUGUCGCGAUGCAAUCGGAUCAGAGCUGAAGUCGGAAACAUAUUGCGGCUCCGCUGCCUAUGCAGCACCGGAAGUUGUUUGCGGCGUACCCUAUGAUCCCAAGAGGGCUGACGCCUGGUCGCUGGGCGUCAUAUUGUUUAUUAUGCUAAACGGAAAGAUGCCAUUCGAUGAUAGCAAUCUGACCAAACUGCUGGAGGAUCAGCGCAGCAAGAAAUAUUCGUUUCGCCGCAAACUGCACGAUGUAAUCUCAUCUCAUGCCAAGAGCACAGUGUCUGUCCUGCUCGAGCCGAAUUCAACAGUUCGCUGGGAUCUGAGCGAGGUGCUCAACUGCGACUGGCUGCAAUCGGUCAACGAUCGACGUCCGUCAGUCUCCUCUUAAUGGGUGGAAUUAAAGUGGAAAUUGAUCUUAAUUGCUAUUCAUAAUAGUAUAUUUAUUGAUAUAAUUGUAUACGAAUCCCUUAUAUAAUAGUAGUUGGGUAAAUUAUUAGUAAACCCUGCCACCAACCCCACAUUAAAUGAGGUAUAAAUUAAAAAUUGUCAAGAGUA
Messenger RNA from Drosophila grimshawi, 1389 nucleotides. RefSeq names its product testis-specific serine/threonine-protein kinase 1. NCBI's taxonomy places the organism in Eukaryota, Metazoa, Arthropoda, Insecta, Diptera, Drosophilidae. Gene Ontology annotation, molecular function: tau-protein kinase activity; ATP binding; protein serine/threonine kinase activity. Gene Ontology annotation, biological process: protein phosphorylation; intracellular signal transduction; microtubule cytoskeleton organization. The transcript has 2 exons. The record is from RefSeq and is a predicted model, not a curated record. Bases 320 to 1222 code for a protein of 300 amino acids. Gene Ontology annotation, cellular component: cytoplasm.